This is a messenger RNA of Laccaria bicolor S238N-H82, 1845 nucleotides long. RefSeq lists its product as uncharacterized. Gene Ontology annotation, cellular component: membrane. The coding region runs from base 54 to 1634 and encodes 526 amino acids. The record is from RefSeq and is a predicted model, not a curated record. Gene Ontology annotation, biological process: transmembrane transport; carbohydrate transport. The transcript has 12 exons. Gene Ontology annotation, molecular function: carbohydrate:proton symporter activity. NCBI's taxonomy places the organism in Eukaryota, Fungi, Basidiomycota, Agaricomycetes, Agaricales, Hydnangiaceae.
AGGCUCUCGUCGUCUCUUCCAACCCCGUCUGCCCUCACCCGACUUCCUCAACGAUGGCUGUCACGCAGCACAUAUUUCAGAACAUCCGGGUUUACUGGCUCGCAUUCAUCGCGUAUUGGGGAAUUGUUCUCUUCGGUUAUGACACUGGUAUCGCUGGUGGUGUCGUAUCGCAGCCCUUCUUCCAGAAGCAUUUCGGUCUCGUGAAGGCAGAUGGAACCAUCGAUACGAAGCGUUCAAAUGAAGUCUCCUCCAACGUCGUUUCCGUUUUACAAGCAGGCGCGUUCUUCGGCGCCCUUGGAAGUGCCCCCAUGUCAGCCAAAUAUGGCCGAAAAUGGACACUCGUCGGUUUCUCUGCCAUUUUCGCUGUCGGCGCUAUCCUCACAACUGUGGCUGGCGGUGCUAAACAUGGUCUUGCUCUCAUCUAUGCUGGUCGUGUUAUUUCUGGUUUCGGUAUUGGUGGCAUUUCCGCUGUGGCUCCCGCAUAUGUGUCCGAGUGCUCGCCCAAGGACGUUCGUGGACGUAUCACCGGCAUGUUCCAGAUCAUGGUUGCUAUUGGUGUUAUGAUCUCUUACUUCAUUAAUUACGGUGUCAGUCAAAACAUCAAGAUGAAGAAUAGUACCGACGUGUGGCGUGUUCCCUUCGGUUUCCAGUUGGUUCCUUGCGGUAUCAUGUUGCUCGGUCUUUUCACCGUCAAGGAAUCUCCUCGCUGGCUCGCAUCUGUUGGCCGUAACGACGAAGCUAUUCGUAACCUUGCUUAUCUUCGCAAGGAGCGUGAAGACUCCGAAGUUGUCCUCCACGAGAUGGCCGAAAUUGACGCAGCCAUCGAGGAAGAACGGAUUGCCCGUGCAGGUCUUGGUUUGAGAGAAGCACUUUUGGGCAAGGGGAACUUCAUCCGUUUCGUCAUCGCCUUCGUCAUCUUCUUGCUACAACAAUGGGGCGGACAAAACUCUGUAGGUUACUACGCCCCUCAGAUCUUCUCAUCCAUUGGAUAUACCGGCGCCAAGAACUCUCUGCUCGCAUCUGGAAUUUACGGCGUUGUCAAGGUUAUUGCCACUGCUUUCUUCAUCUUCUUCGCGGCAGACAGUCUCGGUCGUAAGCUGUCUCUCUUCAUCUCUGCUAUUGGCAUGGGCACCUUGUUCUUCAUCAUUGGUGCUAUCCUCAAGACCCACCCUCCCCCUAAGCUCAUCCCUGGCACAACCAUCAACCCUCCUCCCGCAUCGAAGGGCAUGGCCGCCAUGUUGUACAUCUACGUGUGCUUCUACUCCAUGGGAUGGGGACCACUUCCUUGGGUCUAUGUCUCCGAUAUCUUCCCCACCCGCACCAGGCAUUACGGUCUCGCUCUCGCCAGCGCGUCCCAGUGGUUAUUCAACUUCGUUGUUUCUAAAGUUACCCCCACUAUGAUCACCAACCUCGGUUUCAAGAUCUUCUUCAUGUUUGGUACUAUUAACAUCGUGGCAAUGGGUGCCUUCUCUCUCGCUAUUCCCGAAACCAAGGGCCGCAGUCUGGAAGACAUGGACAUCAUCUUCGGGUCCAUCUCCGCAGAGGAACGUCAAGCUCACAUUGUUAAACAAGAACAUGACCACGAGAAGCAUGAGACCACGUCUAGUCGCUCUGAUAACGCUGAGAAGGCUUAAUGAUUUUAUGUAAUGGGAUUCUGCGGCAAUUGGACCUGUCAACAACACAUAGUAAAAAUUAUUCGUUGUCGUCCAAUAUGUACUUGGAUAUUUCUCUUUGGGCUUUUCCUAGAACCUCCACAUCGUGAAGUCUCCUACGGCAUUCGAUAUUCAUUCUUAUGUACUUUUAUCGCAUGUUAGUCACCCCUGCAUGAAUUUAACGUUCUAAUUC